This is a messenger RNA of Episyrphus balteatus (marmalade hoverfly), 450 nucleotides long. RefSeq lists its product as uncharacterized. Bases 59 to 436 code for a protein of 125 amino acids. NCBI's taxonomy places the organism in Eukaryota, Metazoa, Arthropoda, Insecta, Diptera, Syrphidae. The transcript has 2 exons. The record is from RefSeq and is a predicted model, not a curated record.
UUAAAUACAGGGAUCAUUUUCUUGAAAGACACAUUCUAAUUGUAGAAGUUACAUCAAAAUGAAGCAAAUUACCUUAAUAUCUACUUUGGCAGUUUUCGCGUUCGCUGUAUUACAACAAUCCGAAGCGAAGUUUUAUAAGGACUACGUGAGUAUCAACAGUCGCAUUCCUGGUGAUGAAGAGAUUUUCCAUUCAAAAGCUGCUCAAAACAUUGAUUUCUUUGCCAAGGUUACCAUAGAAUGCAGAUUUCCUCAAGAUCUACCUCAUUCCAACUACGUGUUGAGUCAUAUGCUUGUGACAGGACAAGAUGAUACUGGUCACAUUAGCUCUAGAUUUGAUCAAGGCGGUCCUGGUGCAGAUUUCAUGAGAAUGAAGAUCUUUUUCAAUUCAAUUAAAAAUGGUAACUUUGAUUUGUAUGUUUAUGGGAAGAAGAAAUAAAUAUUAAAAAAAUG